CUCGUGUCAAGUUCACUCUUUUCCCGUGUAACCUCGUUGAGCUAGCACGCGUUUUCUCGGUGUUCCGUCGUUCGUUUCCGUGAAACAGAACUAAACCUAGUGAAAAUGGGUCGUAUGCACGCUCCCGGUAAGGGUAUUUCCCAGUCGGCGCUUCCGUACCGCCGUUCCGUGCCAUCGUGGCUGAAACUGAACGCCGAUGACGUGAAGGAGCAGAUCAAGAAGCUCGGCAAGAAGGGCAUGACGCCCUCGCAGAUCGGUAUCAUCCUGCGUGAUUCGCACGGUGUGGCCCAGGUCCGGUUCGUCAAUGGCAACAAGGUCCUGCGCAUCAUGAAGGCCGUUGGCCUGAAGCCCGACAUCCCCGAGGAUCUGUACUUCCUGAUCAAGAAGGCCGUCUCGAUCCGCAAGCACUUGGAGCGCAACCGCAAGGACAUCGACAGCAAGUUCCGUCUGAUUCUGAUCGAGUCCCGCAUCCACCGAUUGGCUCGCUACUACAAGAUCAAGGCUGUCCUGCCACCCAACUGGAAGUACGAAUCGAGCACUGCCUCGGCCCUGGUUGCCUAAGAAGGAGCUGUUCCAUUCGACUUUUGUAUUGUUUUAAGUAAAAUCCAUUCAGAGGUGUAGAAAGUGCUCCCGUACCAACACUUAUCUGGGGGAAGAAGAACACACAAUCCGAAACAUGAAGGUGUCAUGUUGGAAGGGGAAGAUAUCUAUCCGGUAAUCUACCAAUAAACGGUUCACAUUGAAGCAGUGAA
Aedes aegypti (yellow fever mosquito) is the source of this 752-nucleotide messenger RNA. RefSeq names its product 40S ribosomal protein S13 (gene RpS13). The transcript is spliced from 2 exons. Bases 106 to 561 code for a protein of 151 amino acids. Lineage: Eukaryota; Metazoa; Arthropoda; Insecta; Diptera; Culicidae. The record is from RefSeq and is a predicted model, not a curated record. Gene Ontology annotation, molecular function: structural constituent of ribosome; small ribosomal subunit rRNA binding. Gene Ontology annotation, biological process: translation. Gene Ontology annotation, cellular component: nucleolus; ribosome; cytosolic small ribosomal subunit.